AUGUCAACGAAUUGUUACAAAUGCAGCUGUGCGCGCUGCUCGCAGCAUCCAGACAGAUUCACGUACCAGACACGGCAGGUUAUUACGAAGCACGCGAAGAAGUACCCCCCUGUCUUGCAACCAACAGGUGUCGAUAUCAAUGCUGAUGCAGGCGCAAAUCCGAUGAAUGAUGCAUCCAGGUCAUCAUCUGAGUCUGAGGGUACCGACCAUCGAGAGAUACCGGAGAUUCCACCUCAAGGCAGAGAGGAUGAGUAUGAUUUCGAGUUUCAGCAUAUGGACGACCAACAUGCGGAAGAGCAGCCUCGAUUUCAGGCAGAACGACAAGAACCUGUCCAGGAACUCCAAGACUUCAACUUCCGUCCGGUGGCAUGGCCUGACGUGCGAGUUCCUGGCAGUGACCAGGAUCAAGAGGAUCGGCCGUCCCUUGUUCCACGAGCCUUCCAAGAACGUCCGGGUGUCCGCCUUGCCUAUCUCAACACAGUCAUUGGUAAUGUCUUUGGAAAGCAGAGCAUACAAGCUGCAACGGAUGCUCUCAACAAUCAGCUAAAUUGUAUGCUACUCGAAGGUGUACUACCCGAGCAUCCGCGUCCCGUCCGCCAUCUCCUCAGCGCGAAGUGUCGACUCGGCAUUGAUGCUGACCAGUGGGUCACUCAAUAUGCGAUAUGCCCCGAGUGCUGGAAGCACUUUACUCCUGCUCAGGUCAAGGAGCUUCCAUCUCCCGAGUGUACUGUGCCAGACUGCGAAGGAGUACUAUACGACGAACAUACUGAUGCGAAAGGCAAGCAUGUCAGAACCUCCAAAAAGAUCAUGCCGCACGUAUCUCUCAUUGGCAGCCUUCGCCGAAUGUUCAUGCGACCUGGUUUCGCAAAAUCAGUUCGAGACAGCCGACAAGAUCGUCCAGGACAAAAUGAAGACGAAGACUAUGUCAUGACCGAUAUGCAUGACGGCAUGUUAUGGCAUGAGCUCGAGACUGUUACGACUUGGAUAGUUCUUGCGUAACUAAUCCAAUAAAGGAGUUCCUCGUGUUACGACGUUCUGUUCAGACACUUGAGGGGCUCUCCCUCUAAGUGAAGUUCGAGUAUAGGCUAGUCUCUUAUAAGAGCUAGAUCGGAAUCAAGUAUCUUCCUCAGAAGAUGAUCAAGUAUCAGAGAGAACCAAGU
Suillus clintonianus is the source of this 1160-nucleotide messenger RNA. RefSeq lists its product as uncharacterized. The transcript has a single exon. The coding region runs from base 1 to 999 and encodes 332 amino acids. Lineage: Eukaryota; Fungi; Basidiomycota; Agaricomycetes; Boletales; Suillaceae. The record is from RefSeq and is a predicted model, not a curated record.